AUGGCCAGCCUUUCGCAAGAUGACCGCGAUAUCAUCACCAAGCACCCGUUGAACAGCACACUGGAUCGCUUACACGAGUCUCUUCGAGAGGUUGAGCAAUCUUACAAACCGGAUCUAAUUUCUUACGACGGCUCCGUUGAUGACACCAAUUCAACAUGCCAGAAAGCUAUUUCAAAGCUUCUCACCACUUUGAUGGGGGAGGAAGCCGCGUUCAACCUUCAUUCAACAAUUACGAAUAUUACCGUGCACUUGUACAACUUGUCAUCCAAAGAGCGCCCGACAUUGAUAUCUGGAAAGCUGUUCUCAACCUCAUCGUUACCGCCUCGCGAUCGACCCCUCCGACGAGCGUACCGCUCUCAUUCAAUGGCACACCGAUCAUAUCCACCUCCUCGUCGCAGAAAGGCCCCGAGCAGACGCGUCAGCUGGUGGAACCCCAGGAUCUUUGAGGAGAUUCGAGGCUGUACCUUUCGAGACGUCGACGGUUUCUUCGCAAAAUACUUCGAACGUAGAGAAUGGACUGGGCGCGCAGACGCCAUUUGUCGACGCGCGCUGGACACCAACAGUGACAGCAAAUGGGCCGAUUUUCCGAGUCCCCCAGUGCAAGACAAGGUCCUCGACUGGUGGCUUCGAUUCCAGGACGACCUCCUUUCGGACGCGCGCGGCGCCUACUUCUCCACGAUGACCAAGAAGGGUCUUGUCGGUUUGGAUGCGGAGCAACAGGUCGACCUCUUCCUGAAGGCCAAAAGUGAGGGCGGCUUACAAAAGGGUCACGACUGGAAGGACAUCCGGGUGGUAGGCGAGCUGAAACAGUCCGAGCAGGAGAUCAGGACCAAGGGCACACUCCUGCAGAUCGCCCGCUACGUGCGGGAUGUCUUCACCGCCCAGCCGACCCGGCGCUUCGUCCACGCGUUCGCCGUCUGCGGGACCAAAUUCGAGGUGUGGAUGUUCGACCGCUCGGGGCCCUACAGCUCCGGUGCCAUCGAUAUCCACGAAGACUCGGAGCGAUUCUUCCAGGUGAUCGUGGGCUACGCGAUGAUGAGCGACGAGGAGCUGGGUCUCGACACCUUCACGACACGGGAAGCAGACGGUGGCAGAACGAUAACCGUCGAGGCGGCUGAAACCGAAGUGGAAACGGUGCUGCGGCUGGACCCAGCCCCACUCUGCUCCCAGCAAGCCAUCGUAUGUCGCGGGACGAGCUGCUUUCUCGCUAGAGAUGGUGACAAGAUGGAGGGCGUGGCGAAAUUCUCAUGGACUUCGGACAAACGGCAGCCGGAAGUGGACCUCCUCCAACUGGUACGCCAAAGAGGCGUCAAAGGAGUCGCCAAGGUUAUCGGUCACAGCGCUAUCACCAGCAUCGCCGACAUGCGUGAUGGCCUGACCUUCGACAAACGCCACGCCUUCCGCAGCGCCCCCCCAAGCACCGCUUCCUCCUUCACGCAGUCCCAGCCCCGUAACCUACUGUCACGGUCGUCCACCCAGCUCCGUGGGCUGGGUAUCAGUGAGAAGUCAUCAACCAAGAAGCGCAGAUCCCCCGAUAACGGAACCCGGACGUCCAAACGAUCACGCUCAAACAGUCAGCGGAAGAACGACCAGCAGGAGAAAGAGCUAACCUUCUCAGUUCAAUCAGUCCAGAAACCAAGCCUCUUUGACAAAAAUAGCGAAGAGCCCUACAACAACCGCAUCCUCCGUUGCCUGGUGAUCUCGCCCGCCGGCAGGCCGAUCUAUGAAUUCCAUUCACCUAUCGAGCUACUAAUAGCGCUCCACGACGCGAUCACGGCGCAUCGAUCCCUCUAUCUUGAUGGAAGUAUUCUACACAGGGAUAUUUCGGAGAACAACAUAAUAAUAACCGACCCGGCGAAGGCGGACGGUAACACAGGGAUGCUGAUUGACCUGGAUCUUGCCAAAGAAAUAGGCAGCGGACGAACCGGCGCGCGACACCAGACGGGCACGAUGGAAUUCAUGGCGAUCGAAGUGCUGCUUAACGUUGACCAUACCUAUCGGCAUGAUCUUGAGUCAUUCUUCUACGUGCUUAUCUGGCAGUGCGGCCGUCGUGGCUGGGGAGAGAAAUGGCCGGAAAAGAGUUUUCUAACAAAAUGUCUUAGUCACGGGGACAUUGAAAAGCCCCGGAGGUUCUUAGCAUUUGGCAAGGCCACUAAUGAUACGAAGCCUAUGGAGGCAUAG
Molecule: messenger RNA, 2181 nt
Organism: Histoplasma mississippiense
Lineage: Eukaryota; Fungi; Ascomycota; Eurotiomycetes; Onygenales; Ajellomycetaceae
Exons: 3
Coding region: 1-2181 (726 amino acids)
Biological process (GO): protein phosphorylation
Molecular function (GO): ATP binding; protein kinase activity
Source: RefSeq, a predicted model, not a curated record